Xenopus laevis (African clawed frog) is the source of this 2402-nucleotide messenger RNA. It is a transcript of the gene gosr1.L, whose product is annotated as golgi SNAP receptor complex member 1 L homeolog. The transcript is spliced from 9 exons. Bases 122 to 868 code for a protein of 248 amino acids. The record is from RefSeq and is a predicted model, not a curated record. Gene Ontology annotation, molecular function: SNAP receptor activity. Lineage: Eukaryota; Metazoa; Chordata; Amphibia; Anura; Pipidae. Gene Ontology annotation, cellular component: Golgi membrane; cis-Golgi network; SNARE complex. Gene Ontology annotation, biological process: endoplasmic reticulum to Golgi vesicle-mediated transport; inter-Golgi cisterna vesicle-mediated transport; vesicle fusion.
GAGGCGUCGCUGCAUUAUUUCACGUUCAGCUGUGCUGGGCUUCCAGUGUCCAGGCUUUCUACCCCUGCUCCGUCGCUCUCUAUCACCUGCUGGCUGGAUUGGGUGACGUUGGACAACAAAGAUGGCGGCAGGGAACAGCAACUAUUGGGAAGAUUUGAGGAAACAGGCCCGACAGCUGGAGAAUGAACUUGAUCUGAAGUUGGUGUCUUUCAGCAAACUGUGCACCAGUUACAGCCACAAUAACUCCAGAGAGGGAAGACGCGACAGCUCUGACACAACUCCACUACUAAAUGGAUCAAGCCAAGAUCAUAUGUUUGAAACAAUGGCAGUGGAAAUCGAGCAGCUUCUGGCAAAGCUUACUGGAGUAAAUGACAAAAUGGCUGAAUACAGCAGCACAGCUGGUGUGACUUCUAUAAAUGCUGCGCUGAUGCACACGUUACAGAGGCACAGAGAUAUCCUGCAGGAUUACACACAUGAAUUCAACAAAACUAAAGCCAACUUCCAGGCAGUCCGAGAAAGAGAAGACCUCUUGGGAUCAGUACGAAAGGAUAUUGAGUCAUACAAAAGUGGAUCUGGCGUUAACAACAGGCGAACAGAACUAUUUUUAAAAGAACACGAGCAUCUCCGUAGUUCGGAUCGUUUAAUAGAAGAAACCAUAAGUAUUGCUAUGGCAACAAAAGAAAACAUGACGUCGCAGAGGGGAAUGAUGAAAUCCAUUCAGAGCAGGGUGAACACCUUGGCCAAUCGCUUUCCCGCGCUCAACAGCCUCAUCCAGAGAAUUAACCUGAGGAAGCGCAGAGAUUCGCUCAUCCUGGGCGCAGUUGUUGGCAUUUGCACUAUUUUGAUGCUGCUCUACGCUUUCCAUUGAUGACUGACACCUCACAGACUGACCAACCACAGCCCAGGGCUGAGUCCAGCUGCCAGUCCGAGUGGAGAGCGGAAGGCACAGUUGAGUGCACACAACCUGUAGAUAAGGGAGCGGGAUAUCUUAAACCAAUUUACAUUUUAUAUUGGAAAUCUUCCUAGCGCUGGCAGUAUCCCCGUGUUAGCCAGCCCUGCACCACACACACCUGUAACCGUUUACUGUAGCCAUGAUGUAUGUGGAUAUAAACAUGUACUUCCCAGGGGGGGGGGGAGUUACACAUACAUUGUGCUAUGCUGCUAACAGGCAAUCUGUUCUCACACUGCCUUUUGUGUCUGAUUGCCUGAACAUUUAGUUUCAUGCAAAUUCUACAGUUAACUCAUUUAUUUACAAAUUCAUCCUCCCAAUAAAAGUCAACAUUGUUAAUGUGAAUUGCUUUAAUAUCUACUAACGUCACUGACUGGGGCUCAUGGGAGUCAGAGAACAGAGAUUAAGGUCGUUUGGUUCUAUUCUCUAUCAGACAAAUAGGUCUUUCCUCUGUCUCAAAUUAUAAGCAUGACCUCCCAUAGGACACACCAGAACAUCCGUAUUAGGGUAGGACUAAACGGAUGUUUUCGGCGCAAUCUGACGCUCUUUGACAAAACGCAGGCGUCAAAUCGGAUGUGACGGAAAUAAGGUAAGAGAUAGAAAUGUCGGAUGAAGUCGCAUCGUUGAUCCGGCGUCUGCAUCCGACUGUCGCGUCGGAUAAACGAUGCAACACCGUCCAACAAUGCAUUCACUUACCUUAUUUCCGUCGCAUACAAUUUGACGCCAGAGUUUUGUUGCAGCGCGUCGGAUGGUCCGUGUAGUCCUACCCUAAGUUACAUGUUUGUAGGAACCUUGCCAGCAGUUAGUUACCAUAUACAUUUGGGACCAUCCAAUGUCCCUCUUGCUAGCUGUGUAUGAGUUGCUCUUGGGUGCACAGGUGAUAUACAGAUGGACCUUCCAAUUAGAGAUUGACCCUUCUUGAGUCCGUAGCUGGUGGAAAUGCAAGAUUCUCAUUGGCCAUGUGAAGCCUCCAGUCCCAGAGAGGUGAAACUUCAAUUUCAGUAGUAAAGCGUAUAAACGUUUUAUGGUGACCACAAAGUAUUUCAUCAUCCAUAAACAAAGAGCAGAUGUCCUAUUGUAUUCCUUGGAUACAUGUACAUAUUGCAUUCCCAUAACAGCAUAAUCCAAACGAAUACUACGGACAUGAGUGGAGCUAGUAGCCUCCUUACUCUGGGAAUGUGCAAAGCCCCCUCCCCAAUUUAGUUGGCCCAUUGAAUAGGAAAGUGUUAAUCUAAACAAAGUGUCUAAUCCCAAAGCAUCUACCUGUAUAUACCCCCCCUCUCCUCCUAAUGGCACUUUCUCAUUCGCCUUUACAGAUCGCUCCGUAAAUCUAAUGAUAUUUUAUUGCUCUUGUAAUUAUUUUCCCAUUUUCUGCACCUAAUGUGCAUUUUCUGUCUGUAAUAAAGAAGAAAGCUUUGUUAUGUAAUUUAAUAAUAAAUUAGAAUUCUACAUA